This is a messenger RNA of Nymphaea colorata (pocket water lily), 1058 nucleotides long. RefSeq names its product early nodulin-like protein 1. NCBI's taxonomy places the organism in Eukaryota, Viridiplantae, Streptophyta, Magnoliopsida, Nymphaeales, Nymphaeaceae. Gene Ontology annotation, cellular component: plasma membrane. Gene Ontology annotation, molecular function: electron transfer activity. The coding region runs from base 85 to 807 and encodes 240 amino acids. The record is from RefSeq and is a predicted model, not a curated record. The transcript is spliced from 2 exons.
UCUCGCGUCUUCACAAAUUGUUGAGUUGGGUGAGUUCGAGUUCUCAGUGUGGUAGAUCAGGAAGGAAGGAGUACGGAGAGAGAGAUGGGGAUGCAUGUGAAGGUUGUGGCGUUGCUGCUGGUGCUGGCGGCCAUGAGCAGCAGCUUCUUGUUCGCUGAUGCUGCUUUCCAUGCUCGCGUUUUCAAAGUUGGAGGGCAAGAUGGUUGGGUGGUGUCACCCUCUGAGCCCUUGAACCGUUGGUCUGACAGGCAAAGGUUUCACAAGUUCGAUCGUCUAUAUUUCAAAUACAAAGCCGGCGAAGACUCUGUUCUGUUGGUGAGCAAGGAGGCCUAUGAGAACUGCAACAGGACCAACCCGGUCAACUCCUUCACAGACGGCAAUACUUCCAUCGAGUUGCCCCACUCUGGGCCUCUCUAUUUCAUCAGCGGUGAACUGGGCCACUGUGAGAAGGGCCAGAAGCUCAUAAUCCGGGUUCUUGCCGACCGGAGUCACGCGCCCUCCUCCCAACCUCCUGUCCUGCCUCCGGCCAUCUCUCCGAGCCAACCUCCGAAGGCACCCACCCAUGCUCCCACUCCACACCACCAUCCAGGCAAGGCUCCAACUGCACCACCACCCAGCAGCCCAUCGAGUCCCCAGGCUGCUCCGCCGGCCGUGCCAGUCCCACCCCCGGCCGUGCCAGGAGAAGUCCCCGCACCAUUUCCUCACGUAGCGGCGCCGGCCCCUGCUCCGUCCGGUGGACCUCUCUCCGCUAGGUUCGGUGUUGCGGGCUUGGUGGCCAUGGUGAUUGGAUGGAUGGUCAUGGUUUGAAGGAAUCUCUAAAAUUAGGGGGAUAUAUAACCUUAUUAUCGUCGGAUUUUAUCGUCGAUUUAUCUUUUUUUUUUUAAUCGGGAGGUACAUGGAUGUUUUGAACUUUUGGUUGGGGAUUGGUCAGAUGUUUCUAUGCAUCUUGAAUCCCCAUUUCUUUUAGUUGGUGAAUUACUGUUGAACUGAUUCUUAGGUUGGAGUUCUCUAGUGUGUGGUCUCUUUUAUUAAUGUAUGAACUGAUUCGUAAUAUGGAG